Messenger RNA from Fusarium subglutinans, 1815 nucleotides. RefSeq names its product DUF803 domain protein. Gene Ontology annotation, molecular function: magnesium ion transmembrane transporter activity. The transcript has 3 exons. Lineage: Eukaryota; Fungi; Ascomycota; Sordariomycetes; Hypocreales; Nectriaceae. Bases 1 to 1815 code for a protein of 604 amino acids. Gene Ontology annotation, biological process: magnesium ion transport. The record is from RefSeq and is a predicted model, not a curated record. Gene Ontology annotation, cellular component: membrane.
AUGGACGCCGAUAUCUUCGCACGAAGUGGCGGCCUCGGCGGCGACCCGAGCGAUCGACCUGGAUUCUAUAAACCCGUUGGUAUUGGUUUGGCUGUUGGAUCUGGUGUCUUUAUCGGUAUCUCUUUCGUCUUAAAGAAAGUCGGAUUAUUGCGCGCCAACGAGAAAUACAACGAGGUCGCCGGAGAAGGAUAUGGAUACCUCAAAAACUUCUACUGGUGGGCGGGAAUGACACUUAUGAUCAUUGGCGAAAUCCUCAACUUUGUCGCAUAUGCCUUCACCGAUGCAAUUCUCGUCACUCCUCUCGGCGCAUUGUCCGUUGUUAUUACGGCUAUCCUUUCGGCCAUCUUCCUCAAAGAGCGCCUCAGCAUGGUCGGCAAAGUUGCUUGCUUCCUCUGCAUUGUCGGCUCGGUUGUUAUUGUGAUGAAUGCUCCGCAUACAUCAUCCGUCAGCGAUAUCCAAGAGAUGCAGAAAUACUUUAUUACACCGGGAUUCCUCACCUAUGCCGGCCUCAUUAUAGUUGGAUCCAUCGCCACUGCAUUAUGGGCUGGACCAAGAUAUGGUAACAAGAAUAUGCUGGUCUAUAUCUCAAUCUGCAGUUGGAUUGGUGGACUCAGUGUCGUCUCGACUCAAGGACUGGGUGCUGCCAUCAUUGCUUGGAUCGGCGGCAAACCUCAGUACAAGGAAUGGUUCCUAUGGGUUUUAUUCGUCUUUGUCAUUGGGACGUUAUUGACAGAGAUCAUUUAUCUCAACAAAGCGCUCAACAUCUAUAACGCAGCCCUCGUUACCCCGACAUAUUACGUCUACUUUACCAGUACGACUAUUAUCACGUCAGCAAUUCUUUUCCAAGGUUUCAAGGGCACUGCCCAGUCUAUCGUCACCGUUGUUUUAGCAAAGGAUGUGCCCGACGCCGCAGUCUUCAGCGGCGACCUCGAUCAGAUCCAGACUAUUGCCGAGCAGGAACAGCCAGAGUCAGAACCCAAGGCCGAUGCCAUCCGCGGAGCCGCUGCCAUCGUGCGGCAGAUCUCACAGCGACGACUUAGAAUGGAAGCCGAAGAGCUCAAGCGACUGCACGAGGAAAAGAUGAUGAUGGACACCAUGGAUCCUAUCCGAGAAGAUGGACAGCAGCCAGAGUGGGAGUGGGAUGGCUUGAGAAGAAGACGAACAAUGACAUUCAGGACCGGGACGAUUAGCAGCUCUAGAGCAGGAUCAGUAACAUCGCCUCCACCACCGAUGCCUCCCGUCUCCCCCCGUUUUGCUGUAAGACCAAGCAGUCCAAGGCACCCACCUUUAGGCAUGUCGCAGUUCCCACCGGUCGAAGACGGAGACGAUAGCGACGAUGAAAACAACCGUCAGGAAACAAACACACUCUUCUCUAGCAUUGCAGGUACCAUUCGAGGUAGAGCCCGAGGCUUCACCAACUUCUCGGGUAGACACGCCAACGACGAUCAUGAAGACGAUAAACCCCGGCCCCGCAGCCCGAUGCACCCGGUGCCCCUGACUGAGAUCGCCGUCCCCCGGGAUAAGGCCGACGAAGAACACGCCGCUUACUACGGUCAAACUCGGGAGCACGAGUACAAUGGACAGGAUACUGAGUACCGAGGGGCGUCGUUCCGAAGUGGUGACAGCCUUGCGCCUCCGACGCCCCCGCCUCAUGGACAACCUCAGGAUACGACACGACGUCAGUUUUCAUUCCAUAACGUUUUCCGGCGGCCUCACUCAUCGUCUAGAUCAACAUCACACGUCGCGGACCCAACGGAGGAAGAGCGGGCCGGACUCGUCAAGGACGAUAGCCAGCCGGGCCCAUCUUUUCUCUAG